Molecule: messenger RNA, 984 nt
Organism: Penicillium argentinense
Lineage: Eukaryota; Fungi; Ascomycota; Eurotiomycetes; Eurotiales; Aspergillaceae
Exons: 1
Coding region: 1-984 (327 amino acids)
Molecular function (GO): dioxygenase activity
Source: RefSeq, a predicted model, not a curated record
AUGGCCCAGACGCGAUACGUCGAUCGACCGAUUCCGCAGAUUUCCCUGGCGGACUUUGACGCCCGGAUUGACCAGAUUACGACGGAGUUAGUGUCUGCAGCAGAGAAUGUCGGAUUCUUCACCCUCAUCGACCACGGCAUCUCCAAAAAAGAUGUCGACGCCAUCUUCGCGACCUCCAAGAGUUUCUUCGACCUACCCGAUGCCACCAAAGCGACCGUCCCCUGGAACGCCAACAAUGUCGGCUGGGAAAAGAACUCACAGAUUCGCCCCUCAACCGGAAAGCCGGACAGCAAAGAGUCGUACCAGCUGCAGUUUGGCGACAACAUGAACGGGCUCUGGGUAACCGACGAACACCUGGCGGGUUUUCGCACGACCGCCCUGGACUUCAUGUACCGGGUGCAGCGCAUCUCAGAGAAUCUAAUGCGAUGUUUUGCGCGUGGGUUGGGCUUCCCCGAGACCUUCUUCAUCGACUGCCAUGAUGUGGCACGGCCGGACUCGCAAACCACCAUGCGGCUACUUCAUUACUUCGCGCUGCCGGAGGAAUCCGAUGGGAAGGUGUAUCAUCGCGCGGGGGCACAUGCGGAUUGGGAUUUUCUGACGCUACUCUUCCAGAAAGAGGGACAGAGCGGGCUGGAGAUCUGCCCGGGGCGCGAGGUGGUGACCGAGUUCGGGAUCGGGGACGAGUGGACCAAGGUCGAGGCGAAGACGGGGGAGAUCGUGUGCAACAUUGGAGACUUACUCAUGUCGUGGUCGGACGAUCGGUUCAAGUCGACGUUUCACCGCGUCAAGGCGCCGUGCGAGCCCGGGGAUUAUUUUGGGGAUCGGUACAGCAUUGCAUACUUCAACCAGCCCUGCAAAGAUGCCUUGAUCCAGGGCCCGCAGAAGAAGUACCCAAUGGUCACCGGGGCGCAGUUUACCGACAGUGCGAUGAAGAGAAACUUUGCCGCAUUGCAGGAAAAACUGAAAAUGCUCGCAGCGGCAUAG